AUGCCCGUUGCUUUGUCUAAGAUCCCCACCCUUCGCGAGCUAUAUGGCACUUCUGCCAUCAAGAGUGCCAAGAGCUCAGAACUCGUGUUCCCGCCCAAGGAGUCGUUGCUCGAUCGGGUGUCAUUGUAUCAGGGGGACAUUACCAGGUUGGAAGUGGCAUCUAUCGUGAAUGCUGCCAACCGAAGUCUAUUAGGAGGUGGAGGCGUGGACGGAGCCAUCCAUGCUGCCGCGGGUCCAGAACUUCUGGAAGAAUGUCGAACACUUGACGGUUGUGAUACUGGCGACGCCAAGAUCACCAAGGGAUACGAUUUGCCGUCGAAAUUUGUGAUCCAUACAGUGGGGCCAAUAUACUCAUCAGCGAACACGGAUGUCAAGGCUAAGCAGCUCAAGUCGUGCUAUCAAAGAAGUUUGCAAUUGGUAGUGGAUAGGUCGCUGAAGCAUAUCGCAUUUCCUUCCAUCUCGACGGGAAUAUACGGCUAUCCUGUCGAAGAUGCUACGCACAUUGCAUUGAAAGUGGUUCGCGAAUUCCUUGAUUCUCUCAGUGGAGACGGGCUUGAUCGAGUUAUAUUCGUAGUCUGGAGCGACGCCGACAAAAUAGUAUACGAGAAUCUCAUCCCUCUGUACUUCCCGCUUACAGCUGAGGAGAGCGCUCUGCAGGUACAAGGGGGAUAG
This is a messenger RNA of Sparassis crispa, 672 nucleotides long. RefSeq lists its product as hypothetical. The record is from RefSeq and is a predicted model, not a curated record. The transcript is spliced from 9 exons. Lineage: Eukaryota; Fungi; Basidiomycota; Agaricomycetes; Polyporales; Sparassidaceae. The coding region runs from base 1 to 672 and encodes 223 amino acids.